AGGUGAUUACCCAAGUGAGUGACAGUAUUUCAGCUUCGGUCCGAGGCAGAAAUGCAGUCUAAGAAACGAGCCAGUAAAGUUUUGGCGAAGACUCUGGCUGAGUAGUUUUCUGAUUUCCUGAACAUCAAAGCUGUAAGAUGUCAUUUGGGCAGUCCCUGACAACUCUCCAUACUCCAGUGUUCACAGUGGAUUUACAGACAGUUAAGAGGAAUGUCAGUCAGAUGAAUCAGAGGUUCAAGGCUAUGGGAGUGAAACUUCGUCCACAUAUGAAAACCCACAAAACAGUUCAAGGUGCUGAUAUUAUGACCGGUAGGACUCGUAGAUGUAUUGAGGUGUCAACACUGGCUGAGGCUCAUUUCUAUGCAGACGCUGGAUAUGAUGACAUCUUGUAUGCCUACCCACUGCCCUUUGACAAGGUGGAAGAUUGUGCUGCAUUGUCAGAGCGCCUGGAGAUAUUUCAUGUACUGAUCGAUAGCCAAGCAGCCCUUGAAGAGCUAAGUAAGAGGAGACUGAAGGCUGGCAAAUCCUGGCUCGUCUGGUUGAAAGUGGACUGUGGUAAUGGAAGAGCUGGGGUAAGAUCUGAAGAUCCAGAAUCCAUGGAGCUUGCGAAAAAUAUUACUCUGACAGAAGGCGUGGAGCUGGUGGGAGUGUAUGCGCACUGUGGCAACAACUAUUACAGCAAAGGAGUGCAGGAGAUCCAAGCUGUUGCCAAGGCAACGACCAAUGUGAUACUAGACUUUGUGGACAGGCUUAAGGAAGCUGGUGUGAAAUGUCCGAAUUCAAGCAUUGGUUCAACUCCCUCUUGCAGCCACCCUGUUGCAGAGAUGGCUAAGCUUACCGAGGUCCACCCAGGCAACUACGUGUUUUAUGAUGCUCAGCAGAUGGGAAUUGGCUCCUGCACGAUGGAAGAUGUGGCAGUUCGAGUACUGACUAGGGUUGUAGGCCAUUAUCCCCAUCGAAAUGAGUUGUUGAUUGACUGUGGCUGGACUGCACUGAGCCUACAUAGCUUGGGGAAGCUUCCAACUGGAUAUGCUGUCAUUGAAGGCCACCCAGACUUAAAGUUGACAGCAAUGAGUCAAGAACAUGGUCACAUUCAGCCAGUGUCUGGAGAGAUCGACUUCAAGAGGUUCCCAUUGGGUAGCAUUCUGUUUAUCAUCCCUUAUCAUGCAUGUGCUACAGCAGCUAUGCAUUCUGCAUAUUAUGUUCACUCUGAUGGAAAGGUCGUUGAUGUAUGGAAGCCCACCAGAGGCUGGUGACAAAAUGUGUACAGAUGAACUAAGGCCAGUCUGUGAAGAAGAACUGCAUCAUCAUCAGUGGGCUUUGCUGCCAUGAGACUGUCAUCACUGAAAAGAAGCACAUCCAAAUAAGCAAUCUACUAAUAGUGCAAUUGGUUUUAUGUCUUAGAAUUCUUAAUAUUGGUUACAAACUACUCCAGUUUUAUUCCUUGUGGAAGGCAUUGUUUCACUGUCUUGUUUACCAUCUUGACCUAACAACUAAAGUAAAGCAGACAUUGCUUGGAAAUACAUCUGUCAAACUGCUGUAGAUUUAAACCAUUGCUGGGCUAUUCUGUGCAGCAAAUUGGUAUGUUUCUAAUUACUGUGGACCUGAAAAGUAUUUCAUUGUAAUUAAGAGCAGCUCAUGCAUUUGCAUUCUUUGACUAGCGUGAAACAUUAUACGACUACAUGACAAUAACAUUAUGAUUAUCUUCUGCUUAUUAAAGCUCUUUUAAUCCA
Molecule: messenger RNA, 1733 nt
Organism: Protopterus annectens (West African lungfish)
Lineage: Eukaryota; Metazoa; Chordata; Ceratodontiformes; Protopteridae
Product: D-threo-3-hydroxyaspartate dehydratase-like
Exons: 8
Coding region: 138-1256 (372 amino acids)
Biological process (GO): D-serine catabolic process
Molecular function (GO): D-serine ammonia-lyase activity
Source: RefSeq, a predicted model, not a curated record